Molecule: messenger RNA, 895 nt
Organism: Zalophus californianus (California sea lion)
Lineage: Eukaryota; Metazoa; Chordata; Mammalia; Carnivora; Otariidae
Gene: TEX53
Product: testis expressed 53
Exons: 4
Coding region: 455-664 (69 amino acids)
Source: RefSeq, a predicted model, not a curated record
CUUCUCUCUGCCCCUGGAAGUGCCAAGGUGAGGCCCUGAACAGCAGAGGUUCGGGUAACAGACAAAACUAUGUUAAAAUCCCAGCUGCUCCUCUUGGCUGUGAGACCUGAGAGGCACCUUCGUGGGGCUCAGUUCCACCAUCUGAAAAGUUAAAUGAGCUCAGAGAUGUGAAAGACCUGCCCAAGAAGCUCAAUGAAGGUCAGUGUCCUAGACACUGUGGCUCUUUCUCUUGCCCUGUUAACAUCCAAGACUGAAGUCACUGGGGACAAUGAGGGGAGGCCCAGAGAAGGACUUCGGCUUUGAUUCUACAUGAUACGGCACGGGGAGACUCUGAGCUGAGGUGCGACAUGACAUGACUUGAUAUCCUAAGAGGAUUUUGCCUUGUUAACACUAAUGAAGACCAGGGCAGAAGAAGCAGUCAGGAGGCCAUUGCAAUGACCCAGCCCACCAAGACAUGGCGUCAAAGAUCUUCUGUUGUUGCUGCCCAGCCAGCGAGGGGUCCUCUACCACUGCUGUGUCACGUAGUCCCAGGAUAUCCCAGCAGCAUCAGCCGCGGUCCUUCAAUCUGAACACAGAUUCUCGCAAGAAUGGUUUCCAAAAGAGAUACGCACACCACCCCGCCAACAACUGGAUACUGAACGGAUGCACUCUUGGGAGGCCCUGAGCAUUCUAGUCGGCAGCGCCCAUGCUGUGUGGCUGCUCAAGCAGCUCCUCCAGGAGGAAGGGGGCGGUGAGCAGGAGGCUAUGAAGAUGGAUUCAGAAACUCCCCUGGAGGAGGAGAAGAUGUCUGAGCCACCCCUGUGCCACCAGCAAGAGUCACGCCAGCCACUGCGGGAGGGGCUGCAUCCAAUUAAAGUCUCUGGUUGCAUCACAGGACGGUGUCCCUCCUUCUUUC